AUGAUGGGUGAAAUCACAGCUGUUGCUACACAUCAAUCCCAGGAUGUGGGAGGAAUCAAGGUCCAGAAUGAAGAUGAGUUGCGAUUGGCUCAGAUGGGUUGGUUCUCACUUUGUCAUUUGUUGGUAUGGCUUGGUCUCGGGUUGGGAUUGAUCACAGCUAUCAAUGCCGGUGGACCUGGUGCCCUAAUUUAUGGCUUCAUCCUUGUGUUCAUUCUUCAAUGUUUUGUUGGCGCAUCGCUGGCAGAAUUUGUCUCUGCAUAUCCCGUUGAAGGUGGUAUGUAUCAUUGGAUUGCGGCAAUUGCCCCAAAAAGAUACAACAGUCUUCUGAGCUUUGCGACGGGGUGGUGUACUGUAUUCGGGUGGAUCUUCACGACUGCAUCGACCAAUUUGAUAUAUGCCACAACCGUCAUGGCCUUGAUUGCUCUCUACCACGAUGAUCUGGUCGUCAAACCGUGGAUGACAUUUGUGGCAUACCAGAUUCUUAACAUUUUCACUUCAGGGAUUGUCAUGUUUGGGAACAGGUUUAUCCCCUUGAUCAACAAAUUCUCCUUGAUUUACCUGCAGCUGGCGUGGUUCAUUACCAUGGCUGUUGUUGCUGCCUCGGCGCCAGUGCAUAAUGACAGCAAGUUUGUAUUUCGCACCUGGAUCAACAACACCGGCUGGGAGAAUAAUGUUAUAUGCUUCAUCACCGGCUUGGUCAACCCGCUAUAUUCGCUCGGAGGCUUGGACGGGAUCUCGCACAUCACAGAAGAAAUGCCCAAUGUUUUGCCCAAAGUUGCUCCCUGGGCCAAAACUGAUAUUGUGCUAGCCAUCACCCUUUCCAUUGCCUUCGUAACAGGGCUGUCAUACCUUUUGAGUCUUAUGUUCUCCGUCCAGAACUAUGGUACUUUGGCUGAUACCAGUACUGGACUUCCUCUGGCUGAGCUUUUCUGGCAAGCGACCUCAACUAGGGGAGGCGCCUUUGGUCUCGUUUUCAUGGUUUGGAUAGCUCUGGGCCCAUGUGUGAUUGGCUCUCAGUUGAGCACCGGGCGAGUUUUCUGGGCCUUUGCGCGCGACGAAGGUCUUCCCUUGUCAAAGGUCUGGGCCCGUGUAAACCCCCGUCUUGGAUCGCCAUUCAAUGCCCAGCUCUGUGUUGCUGUGAUUGUUGGUCUCUUGGGGUGCAUAUAUUUGGGAUCGAGUACGGCGUUCAAUGCAAUGAUGAGCUCUGCUGUGACGAUCAAUAACUGCGCUUACCUUGUGCCAAUUCUCACGAACGUUCUGCUUCGGCGCCGGACGAUGCAUCGCGGUCCAUUCUUCAUGGGCCAUGUUAUCGGAAUGACAGUGAAUGUAGUGUCAGUGGCUUGGUUGAUUUUCGCCAUUGUCUUCUUCUCAUUCCCGUAUGAGAUGCCGGUCACAGAAUUAAAUAUGAAUUAUACGUGCGUGGUGGUUGGUGGGUUCCUGAUUAUUGAGCUUGCGUGGUGGCUCAUUGCAGGCAAACGGUAUUCAGUGACGGUGCAGCGAGCUCGUGAGGAAAGUGACGACUCAGUCGGAGCAAAACAUCCAAGCACGUAA
This is a messenger RNA of Penicillium salamii, 1551 nucleotides long. Lineage: Eukaryota; Fungi; Ascomycota; Eurotiomycetes; Eurotiales; Aspergillaceae. The record is from the annotation of a GenBank genome assembly.